AUGCUUGACGUGGAAGGCGAAUGAAAGAAUCUAUAAGGAAAAGAAAAAAGGAGAAAGAAUCAGACGGCUCAGAUUCACUUUCUAUUUCUUCCCAUCCCAUUAAUUAUCUCUCCACCCCCUCAUUCCAUUUCUUCUUCAAAAUCUCUCCCAUAAUUCACUCUUCUAUCUCUGAAAACACUAACACCCAAAAAAGAACAUUUAAAAAGAAGAGAAAAAUGAAGGGGUGUUAUUAUUCUUUAUUUUAUUUACAGGAAUUAAUUUCUUUUAAGAAGAAGAAGAUAAUGUAGGGUAAAAGAGGACGUCCACCGAUGAGGAGGAUAACGAGCAUGAUAGGGAUCACCGUUGAUAUAGGGACAGGGACUGGCAGUGAACAAGAGCCGUCUGAUAAUAGGCCUAAAGUUAUGGUUGAUCAUGAUCAGUUUAAGGGUUCAUCAGAGAAGCAAGUAAUGAUGAGCAGUACUGCAAGUGGUAUGGCGGCGAUGGUGUCGCCGAGAUACCAAAGGAGAAUUUCAGGCGAAGGAUUUCAAACAGAGACGGCUAAUUUCUUGAGAACUUGU
Nicotiana tabacum (common tobacco) is the source of this 557-nucleotide messenger RNA. NCBI's taxonomy places the organism in Eukaryota, Viridiplantae, Streptophyta, Magnoliopsida, Solanales, Solanaceae. The record is from RefSeq and is a predicted model, not a curated record.